This is a messenger RNA of Seminavis robusta, 912 nucleotides long. The record is from the annotation of a GenBank genome assembly. Lineage: Eukaryota; Bacillariophyta; Bacillariophyceae; Naviculales; Naviculaceae.
AUGGCCAACCAAUACUCUCGUGUGAAAUACAUUCUUCGAGGCAGGACAGUCAUGUCGAUGUCCCCAGCCAAGCUCCCACCAAUGUCACCCGCCAAAGCUCCCGGCACUCCACCAUCGCCGAACGAAGAUGGAAUCUUCGGCUUCUUUACACAAGACACCCCUCAGCGAUUGCCCCCAGCCUCUCCAAUGGUCGCCACAGGAAAAGGUAAAAAGAAGGACGACCGAAUGUAUGGAACUCCAGAGAAAGAGAACAAGCCGCCGUCCGGAAAGAGGUCACCAAGGACACCGCAAGACGCCCCACCACUGAAAAGGAAUGAUGCCGUUCCCUCAAUCGAGAAGCAGAUCAACAGGCAACUCGCCGGUUUGGACCAAGAUGGAUCCUACACCGGAGGACAUAUGGAAAUGGGUGAGUCGCCGUUUAUGUUCCUGCUCGCUGAUGUAUUUGUCACAAGCAGAACCAAAACUCACCGACUUGGCUGGUGGCAACGCAAAGCCUCCCCGAAUUCGGUAACCACGGUCUCAUCAACCGAAGAAGAACCAAUCAGCGAGGGGACUCUUAAGAAGUGGUUGAUUGAGGAAUCACAGCACAACGCUCGAAUCCUCGCCAAGAAAGGGCCUGCCACACCACACCGAAUGGGCGAACCGAAGCCACCAAAAGAGAAGAAGAACGAGCCCCACAAACCAAAGCUGCCAAAAGGUGGCAAAACGAGGAUCGACGAAAUCAUGAGGAUCAUCAGGAAGGACAUCACCAACGAGUUCGUGCACAACCCAAGAAUGAUGGAGCUGUCGGCAGGAGAGAUAGCGAACAGAAUGGAGAGUGUUGCCAUGAUCCUGUCAUUGGAAGCAUCCAAUCUGCCCUCAGCCGUCAACCAUGCCAGAGCCCAAAAAAAGAACACCCCGAAAGAUGUUUAA